Molecule: messenger RNA, 1815 nt
Organism: Paramisgurnus dabryanus
Lineage: Eukaryota; Metazoa; Chordata; Actinopteri; Cypriniformes; Cobitidae
Source: RefSeq, a predicted model, not a curated record
UUUACCACAAAACCAGCAAAGAAUAAUUUAAACCUUUAGGAGUGGUUUCCCGGACAGGGAUUAGCUUAAACCAGGACUAGGCCUAGUUUAAUUAGGAAAUAUAACUAGUUUUAACAAAUAUCUCUUACUAAAAACAUUACUUGUGCAUUUUGAGGCAAAAGAAAGGGCACUGAUGUAUUUUAAGAUAUGGCAGUGCAAGUUGUUUUCAGUUUGGACAGCUAUUAAAAUUUAUUUUAGUUUAGGACUAGUCUAAUCCCUGUCCGGGAAACCGCCCCUUAAAGUGUUAUAAGAAAGGUCUUAUAAUAUAUCUGUUCUCGCCAUUAGUUUCAAUAAUCGGAUUUCAAUUGUACAAUCUGAAAAUGUAUUUAAUAAUUUCUAUCUUGUAGGAGUGAUAUCAAAUGAAAAAGGUAACGGAUAAACUGGAACUACUUGAAGCUCACAGCCUGCAUGGUUUUCGUCUAAAGUUCACCUUAGAGGCUAUAAUACGUUACAAUUGUAAUAAUUAACUUAAUCGGUGGAAUGAGACGACAUUUUCAAGUGAGUCAUUUCGCUUACACUGUAUGGAUAUCAACAACAUGAACAAAGAAAGGAUUGUGCUUUUGCUACUUUCACUUCCAACAGCUGCUCCAAAAGGCUCUCAUUCUUUUUGGUUGCUUGCAACUUACAUUAAAGGACAAACACAAUUUCCUCAGUUUAGUUACGUGUUGAUGCUAGAUGACGUGAGACUUCUGUAUUAUAAUGGUGAGACAAAGACCGUUAGUAGAAUAGGAAAUACAACAAAUGAAGACAAUGUGGUUGAUUCGAAAGUGCUCAUCACCAUAAGUGACAAUAUAGAAGCAUCUUUUCUAACCAAAUGGGCAGUAGCAACAAAAUCCCAAAAUAAAACUGAGGGUCCUUUUGCCUUUCAAAGACUGUUUUUGUGUGAGCUAAAGGAUAAUGGUGAAGGGGGACAAAUGAUCACACGAGAUGCUUUCCAAGGUUUCACCACAGAUGAGUUGCGAUAUGUUGAUAGGAAUUUUACAUAUCAUGGUACUUUAAAUGUCACAGCCCAGGUGUUGAAAUGGCACCUUGACAUCUCUAUGUGGCGUCAUGAAAAUCUAUACUACCCAGUCUGCAUGAAAACUCUCAAGGGUUAUCUUGAUAAAAGGAGAAAUCAAGUUAAUAGAAAAGUGAAACCCAAAGUCAGGCUUCUCCAAAAAGAUCUGUCUUCUGGGUUUUGGGUGACGUGUCUGGCAACAGGAUUUUACCCUCGGCACAUCAAUCUGACCCUGUUCAGAGAUGGACAGCCUGUAUCUGAUGAUGAGAUCAUAGGAGGAGAUCUACUGCCCAAUGAUGAUGGGACGUACCAGAUGAAGAAAAUCCUAAAGAUCAGUAAGGAAGAACAGAGAGAGAAACACAAAUACACCUGCACUGCCACACAUCUCAGUCUGGACAACAAACUGGACAUCACUUUGGGUAAUGAUCAUGGGACACCAUUAAAACCAGUGCUUUCCACAGUCCUAACAGUUUUGGCAUUGGUUAUUGUGACUGUGGCUGCAGUUAUUAUAUGGAGAAAGAAACAUGCAGCUUCUUCUAAAAGUGAAUAUUCUUCUGCUUCGACAUCUGAAGAACAUGUUUACAAAGAAUAAAAGAUUUGAAGACACAACUAUGAUUGGUAAAUGUAGGGCAACUAGUUCCUUAAAUAAAGAAUGAAAGAAACACAGAAAUCGAGCAAAAAAAAAAAAACACCACCAGUUUUGUGGUUCUAACAAUUUAAUGUCCAUUAAUUUUUUCACUUAAAAAUACAAGAAAUAUGUACACAAAAUUACAAACAAA